Messenger RNA from Leopardus geoffroyi (Geoffroy's cat), 4763 nucleotides. It is a transcript of the gene RNFT2, whose product is annotated as ring finger protein, transmembrane 2. The transcript has 11 exons. Gene Ontology annotation, molecular function: ubiquitin protein ligase activity. NCBI's taxonomy places the organism in Eukaryota, Metazoa, Chordata, Mammalia, Carnivora, Felidae. Gene Ontology annotation, biological process: positive regulation of ERAD pathway. The record is from RefSeq and is a predicted model, not a curated record. The coding region runs from base 272 to 1543 and encodes 423 amino acids.
GACAGAGAACCCAACAAGGGGCCGGAAGCACUCGGAAGUCACGUGCUACCCGGGCCGCGCGCGUGAUUGGCUUGGGAGGACAUGAAUGAUGCCGCUGUGAUUGCCGAAUUGUCUGGGCAGGUUUGGAACCUGAUGAGCUCUGGUGACCUGUGCAUCCCUCUGCAGAGAAAGAGGAGGGAGAAGCUUGCUUUCUCUGGACUCUAGCGGUCACAUCCCAUCAGGAGCCCUGAAGGCCCACCUCAAGCAUCAUCAACAUGGAGUUCUGAAGUCCAUGUGGCUCCUCACCGUGAACCAGGUCUUAAGGAAAAUGCAGAGACGCCACAGCAGCAACACGGAUAACGGUCCACCUGAAAGAAAUCGCAGCCAAGCGCUCAGCUCCGAGGCGAGCGUGGAUGAAGGCGGCGUCUUUGAGAGUCUGAAGGCAGAGGCGGCCUCCCCACCUGCACUUUUCUCCGGCCUCCCCGGCCUCCCUGCCAGCAGCCUCCCCACCACCCCAUUCCCAUCCAGCCUGGUGCUGGGGGCAUCAGCCGGAGGCGGGGACGUGUUCAUCCAGAUGCCAGCGUCCAGGGAGGAGGGCGGGGGCCGGGGCGAGGGGGGCACCUACCACCACCGCCAGCCCCUCCAUCACUUCCAUCACGGCGGCCACCGCGGGAGCUCGCUGCUGCAACACGUGGGUGGGGACCACCGCGCUCACUCCGACGAGGGGGGCGACGAGCAGCCAGGGACGCCCGCCCCUGCCCUGUCCGAGCUGAAGGCCGUGGUCUGCUGGCUCCAGAAAGGCCUGCCCUUCAUCCUGAUCCUCCUGGCCAAAGUGUGCUUCCAGCACAAGCUCGGCAUUGCCGUGUGCAUCGGGAUGGCCAGCACCUUUGCCUAUGCCAACUCCACGCUGCGAGAACAGGUCUCUCUGAAGGAGAAGAGAUCGGUGCUGGUCAUCUUGUGGAUCUUGGCCUUUCUGGCAGGAAACACCCUAUACGUGCUCUAUACAUUCAGUUCCCAACAGCUGUACAACAGCCUCAUAUUCCUGAAGCCCAACCUGGAGACACUGGACUUCUUCGACCUGCUGUGGAUUGUGGGCAUCGCAGACUUCGUGCUGAAGUACGUCACCAUCGCCCUCAAGUGCCUGGUCGUGGCCUUGCCCAAGAUCAUCCUGGCUGUCAAGUCCAAGGGAAAGUUCUAUCUGGUCAUCGAGGAGUUGAGCCAGCUGUUCCGAUCCCUUGUCCCCAUCCAGCUGUGGUACAAAUACAUCAUGGGGGAUGACUCUUCCAACAGCUACUUCCUAGGAGGGGUCCUGAUUGUUCUCUACAGCCUCUGCAAGUCUUUCGACAUCUGUGGCCGUGUGGGCGGAGUCAGGAAAGCCCUGAAGCUUCUCUGCACCUCUCAGAAUUACGGAGUCCGGGCCACUGGGCAGCAAUGCACAGAAGCCGGCGAUAUCUGCGCCAUCUGCCAGGCUGAGUUCCGGGAGCCUCUGGUCCUCAUGUGCCAGCUCCUAGGACCGAGGCGGGCACACCGUGGACGCUCAGUGAAGUGUCCCCAGUUGUACUGAUUGCUGUCCCCGCAGCACGUGUUCUGUGAGGAGUGCCUCUGCCUCUGGCUGGACCGGGAGCGCACCUGCCCGCUCUGCCGCUCGGUUGCCGUGGAUACCCUGCGCUGCUGGAAGGACGGGGCCACUGCAGCACACUUCCAAGUGUAUUAGGGCGGAAGACUGAGGCACCCUGGGAGCUGACGGAUGGCCAGCGUGAUCGGGUCCGGCUCUGGGGACUUCCUGGAAAACAGGCCUCAAGCACUGACUGUCCUGCCUCCUGCCUUUCUCCCCCUCUUCCCCCAGAGCCAGGCCCCUAUCCUCCCGACCUCCACCUUCCUUUUCUGUUCUGCGGCUUAGCGCAGGCGUUCUUUCCUUCAACCCUCCUCGCUCAGACUUGGCCUCCUCCCGGGAGGGUCUCCUGCCCCCUCCAAGUGAAGGAACCGGGGAUAGACAGGUCCUGCCUGUUGUGAUUUUAACUCAUGGUGGCCUAACACCCGAUGCUGCAAGCUGGAAGGGGCCUGGAGAUCACUGCUUCCCCCCAACACGGCUCAGGUCUGCAGAUGGGCGUCACUGUGGAGCGUUUCCCAAAUGCGAACGCUGGGCCCAUUAUACCUGCAAUAGCUUAGUGUCCCAAGCACUUCGUGUGAGCUGAGCAUCUGCUUGGAUGACCUCUUGGAAUCGUCACAACAGCCCUGGGGUGGAGGUACUGUCAUUUCCUCUGUUUUAUAGACGGGGAAACUGAGGCACAGAGCUCCACGUGGUAGCUUUCCCAGGGUCACCCAGCUAGCAAUGGCGGACGGAGUUUCCAAACAGGCCUGUCUGGCUUCAGAGCCCACACUCUCAACCACCAUAUAUGCUCACCCACUCAGACACAGCAGGCGUGGGGCCCAGCAGGCUUGGUGUGUGUUGGUUGGUUGGUUGGUUGGUUGGUUGGUUGGUUUUUUAAGCACCAGAGGUGAUUUUGAUUCCCAUCAGUGACCCAGGUGCAUAGCACAGUGAUCUGGGCCCCGCUGAGGAUGCCAACGGUGAGCAGUGGCCCUGGAAAUCUAGCUGUGGCCAAGUUCACGGAAAGAGUUGGUCUUUAAAAUUGCUCAUUGGCCGGGCUCCGGCUGGAAUGCUCAGUCACAUUUGGGUAUCAAGAAUGGCCAGCUUUGGUCCCCAUGCAGGUAUCACGGGGUCUCUACACCUGUCUUCAUGUCUCUCCUCCUCCUCCUGUUCUUGUCCUGCCCCUCACUUAAGUCUCCGCUUGUCAACAGCGCCCGUGGCCAUUGUCUUCUCCCCCGGUAGCCUUGAGAACAAAAUGAAUGAUCCAUGUUACGGAUUUGUCCACAAGCCAGGGUGGUGGCGUGGAGCACUGCAACACUCGGCGCUUCUGGAACGUCUAUACCAGAGCUACUAAUCUCUGUAAGAGAACAGUUUCUCCACCUGUGAGACCCUCCCUGCUUUGAAUCUGGAAGGAGGUAGCACAGGUGAUCACUUAGAAGCUCCUGGAAUCUCGCCUGCCCUACCCCUCUCCCCAUUCUGUUCACUCGCCGUCAACCUCAGCACAAUGGGCUGGUGCCAGUGGUGUUACAGAGAAAUCAAUCUUGUGGCUCGUGAGCAGAUGAGCAACAAAGCCCCAAGCAGAAAUGGUGGGAGACUUUGCUGCCACCUCGCUCUCGGCCGGUAAUAACAAGCCCACCCCAUCCCUGAUAGUUGCAGGACAUUUGCCCCCGUGUGCUAUCAAGCCGGGACCUUUUCCUGUGCCUGGCAUCCCUGGCUCUUCCCCGGGACCCAGCAAGACGUCCCUUCCAGGGCAGCGUGGCAUCUUUCAAGCUCUGUUACUAUGGCGAUGGCGGCGGCGUUACAAUCCCACUUGCCUGGAUAAUCAAGUCCGAAGGGGAAGCGGAGGGAAGUAGGGCCGGGGGGAUGCGGCUGCUCUGCUCCCCCUACCUUCAGCAAGAGCCAGAGGGAAGCAACAGGAGCUUCUGCGACUGGUUUUUAUCAGAAACAUCACCCUGCCUGCAGAUGCCAUCAAAGAGACACAAGAGAUUGGAGCUGGAGAUUUAUUAACAGGCCAGCUUGUGACAGAGCAGGCAGAGCAGAAUUCUGAUUCCAAACUCUGCGUGACUUUGGGAAGUCACUUCGCCCCCCAGUAGCCGUCUCCAGGAUAAAGAAACCCCGUGCACUUUCUGCCGCAGCCGGGGAAACUAACAAUGUAGAACACAGGUGGAGGGGCCAAUGGUUUUGUCCGUUAUACUCAUGCCACCAAAAAAAAGAAAAAAAGAAAAGAAAGCCCCCCACAUCUCUAAAUAUUAUUCUCCAAAUAAUGAGCCAUGCUUCUGACAUUAUAAACAGUGUCACUUGGGGAUACCAGGGACAGGUGGGAUGAUUUCGUUUAGGAUUUUACUUCUUCAUUCCCUACCCUCUGGGGAAAAGUUCUGUUCUGGAGGUUUUCUUUUUUUAAUUUUCUUUUUUAACGUUUAUUCAUUUUUGAGAGACAGAGAGCAAGCGGGGGCGGGGCAGAGAGAGAGAGAGAGAGAGGGAGAGGGAGAGGGAGAGGGAGACACUGAAUCCGAAGCAGGCUCCAGGCUCUGAGCUGUGCGCACAGAGCCUGACAUGGGGCUCGGACUCACAAAUGGCGAGAUCAUGACCUGAGCCGGAGCCGAAGUCGGACGCUUAACUGACUGAGCCACCCAGGCGCUCUGGAGGUUUUCUUUUGGAUGGGAGGAUCUAACUUCUACCCUAAGGAGAAACAGCAGCCAGUGAGGAGUUUUCCAAACAUCAGGCUGCCUAUUUUCCCCACUCUGGGGUAAAAGCAGCCAAAAGUCGUUGUCGGGAAAGAACAGCUCCAUUCUCCAUGGCCCAUCCUGGCUCUGCACUCAUUGGUUAGAAGCAGGAUCAAUCGAGUAGCAGGUUGGGGUAUCCUGCUUUUAAUAUUUUGUGACCCACUGACUGAGGUUUCUGACACUCUGGGAAAUGGCCGUCUUAAUGUAAAAGAUCUUGAGCAUAAUGAAUGUGAGAAUAGGAAGGCGAGCUUUGGACCUGGAUGUGAGAGGCUCAUUACCUUCAUAACGGGAGAAUGGGAGACAUGCUUGGAGACACCAGGCGGCUAAGACUUGGGGUUGGAAAGAAGAAAUGUAAAGCAAGUCCCAGAAUCUCUUAGUAAUUUUGCUCUGGGCUGAACAGAGCCACCUUCGGUGUUUUUAAUGUCCCCUUAAGUUCCCUUCCGCCAAUAAAUAUCAUCUGUCGAUGAAACUUA